AUGGGCACCAGCAUUGAGCGCAACAACCACCUAGUGCAGAACUGGAAAUGCAUCCUGAUCUGCUGCAUGGCCCUGGAUAACUGCCAGUACGACUUCGACACGGCGGCCAUCGGCGGCUUCCAGGCCAUGGUGGGCUUCCUCCGGGUGUUCGGCUACGCGGACCUGGACUGGCCCAGGGGAUGGAACAUCGUCACGCGGUCGCAUCGGCUCCCUGCCGUCGCCGACCAGCAGUCGCAGCGCCACGACAGCAAGCUAGCCUACCAGAUCCCCCUCGCCGCCCUGUACGCCAUCCCCGCCACCCUCAUCGUCCUCAUCUUCUUCAUCCCCGAUCGCUGGGCCCGGAGUUCUUCGAGGGGGAGUUCACCGGUCUACUCGACGGUGGCGAACCUGGGCGGCAGCAUGGUGGGCAUGUACCGGAUGUACAAGCACCUGGACCGGCUGUCCAUGAUGAUGCUCGGCACCGCCUGCGCGGGACUGUCCAAGUUCGCCUCGGUGCUGGCCUACACCAUUCAGCCCGGCGCACCGCCACUGCCGGCACCGUCACCGCCGCCUUCUCCAUCGUCUACGGGUGCCUGCCCUCGCCAGCGAGCUGCGAGGCUGAGUGUCCUCACUGUGUCGUUGGCCACUGGUGUCAACUACUUUUUCUCAUUAUUCUUAUACUUUUUGCUCCCGGAGAUCAAGGGCCGCUCGCUGGAGGAGAUCGACGAGCUGUUCCAGAACCGCGUGUCCGCCAAGGGCUUCCCAGGGUACGAAUACAUCACGUCCACCCGGGCGCGCGAGAUCGCGAUCCAGGACCUGAAGCUGGACGGGACCAUCCGGGAGGAAAGGGCAGAGAAGGUUGCGGAUGUUUAG
This is a messenger RNA of Phialemonium atrogriseum, 852 nucleotides long. RefSeq lists its product as uncharacterized. NCBI's taxonomy places the organism in Eukaryota, Fungi, Ascomycota, Sordariomycetes, Cephalothecales, Cephalothecaceae. The record is from RefSeq and is a predicted model, not a curated record. Bases 1 to 852 code for a protein of 283 amino acids. The transcript is spliced from 4 exons.